GGGGGAAUAAUGGAUGGUGUCAUCUGUGGGUCACCAGACACAUGGAAGGGAAAGGACCUCCUUAAAAUCCCUCAUGAGUUGUACCAGCCCUGCCCGCUUCCUUCUCCAGAUCUGGUGUCCGCACAGGCUCAGCAGCCCGGCUCUGCCCACGAGGCAAUCCCAAGGCCUCUGGAGACCCACAGCUUGGGAGAGCGACACUCCUUGGAAUGUGAGCUCAAACCCAAGCCGAGGCCAGCCAACCUGCGUCAUGCCAUUGCCACCAUCAUCAUCACUGGGGUUGUGUGUGGCAUCGUGUGUCUCAUGAUGUUGGCGGCAGUCAUCUAUGGCUGCACCUAUGCGGCUAUUACAGCCCAAAACCAUGGGGGAGCCUUGGCUCAAACCAAUGAGCCUGGGAAGAUGGAAGGAAAAGAGCUAAUUGACAGCUCACCAGCCUGAGAGAUUUUGUCUCAGUAGGAUUGAUCACUGGAGGUCAGAAGAAAGUGUCUGAGUAGGGCUCAUGUGUUCACUGUCACUGUUUCAUUUUGCUUUUGCCAAAAGA
This is a messenger RNA of Galeopterus variegatus (Sunda flying lemur), 538 nucleotides long. Its product is annotated as leucine-rich repeat and transmembrane domain-containing protein 1-like. The transcript has a single exon. Lineage: Eukaryota; Metazoa; Chordata; Mammalia; Dermoptera; Cynocephalidae. The coding region runs from base 10 to 435 and encodes 141 amino acids. The record is from RefSeq and is a predicted model, not a curated record.